Caenorhabditis bovis is the source of this 10488-nucleotide messenger RNA. The record is from the annotation of a GenBank genome assembly. Lineage: Eukaryota; Metazoa; Nematoda; Chromadorea; Rhabditida; Rhabditidae.
AUGGAUCUCAUCCCGCUGGAAAAUACUCCAGUUCGACGGCGAAUUACAUACAGACGCCUUUCGGUGACCAUUCAAAUCGUGACCCUUGUUCUUUUCGUUUUAAUAUCACCGAUUGCCUCGUUUGAGGACUCAAACGCAGUUUAUGAGGAUGAUGAGCCGACCAUCUCAUCAUUGGCCUCACCGAUGCGUCGGACGUAUACGAACGAAUGGGCAAUACGCAUCGAAGGCGGGUCGAUGAAAACUGCGGACGAGCUUGCUGCCAAAUACGGGUACAAAAAUUUGGGUGCAAUCAUUCCGGGCGAUGAAUACUUUUUAUUCCGUGACGAACGCCGGCGUAGUCGGUCGAAUCGAAAAACGAGAAGUCUGAGCUUAAACCAACUUCAGCACGAUCACAGCGUUACGUGGAUGGAGCAGCAAGUGGCAAAACGGCGCGUCAAACGCGACUAUCGAAAAUAUCGUCACGUCGGCAACAACGACAUAUUCGAGAACGAUGAGUCGCAAGUGAGCAAGUCUAGGAAUCGCAAACAUCCUGAUCCGAACGAUCCACUUUGGACGGAUAUGUGGUAUCUGAAUCGAAGACACGGAUCAGAUUCGACGAAAAUGGAUCAUAAUGUCAAGGAAGCUUGGGAUCUUGGGUACACCGGCAAAGGUGUGGUGGUUACUAUACUUGACGAUGGCCUGGAACGAACGCAUCCUGAUAUUUUGCCAAAUUAUGAUGUCCGCGCUUCGUAUGACGUGAAUGAUCGUGAUAAUGACCCGAUGCCGCGCUAUGAAUAUUCUGACGAGAAUCGGCACGGAACGCGAUGCGCUGGAGAGGUCGCGGCGAUUUUCAACAACAGCUUGUGCAUUGUUGGCAUCGCCUACAACGCCAACAUCGGAGGAAUCCGAAUGCUCGAUGGUGAUGUGACCGAUGCUGUGGAAGCGGCCUCGGUUGGCCACAACGCCGAUUACAUCGAUAUCUAUAGCGCUUCCUGGGGUCCUGACGAUGAUGGACGGACUGUCGAUGGGCCGGCGAAACUCACAAAAAAUGCGUUUGAGAGAGGAAUAACGAUGGGCAGAAAAGGAAAAGGCAGCAUAUUUGUUUGGGCGUCGGGCAAUGGCGGCAAAGACAUGGAUUCGUGCAAUUGCGACGGGUACACUAACUCGAUUUACACGCUAUCGAUAUCGUCGGCAACCGAGCACGGCAACAUUCCAUGGUAUUCGGAAGCAUGCAGCAGCACGUUGGCGACGACGUACUCAAGCGGCGCCACCGGCGAAAAGAUGAUCGUCACGACGGAUUUGCACCACGCGUGCACCAAUAUGCACACGGGAACAUCGGCGAGUGCACCGCUGGCGGCGGGAAUUGUCGCGUUGUCGCUCGAGGCGAACCCGAAUCUCACUUGGCGCGAUCUUCAGCACAUUGUGAUUCGGACGGCGAAGCCGAUCAACUUGCGCGCCGGCGAUUGGACGACAAAUGGCGUCGGCCGUAAUGUGUCGCACUCAUUCGGCUACGGUCUCAUGGAUGCCGGCGCGAUGGUGAAAUUGGCAAAGGUGUGGAAGCGUGUCGACGUUCAGCAUCGAUGUCGACAAUUCUAUCCGUCGAGAUACAAAACAAUUCCGCACGGCAAUCGACUACAACUUCAAUUAUACAGCGAUGGAUGCUAUGGCGUCGGCGAGGAUUCGACGGUGAACUACGUCGAACACGUGCAGGCUAUCAUCACACUAAAAGCGCCGAAGAGAGGCGACCUUCAGAUUUAUCUUACUUCGCCGUCAGGCACUAAAUCGACAUUAUUAACGAAACGAACGAGAGAUAAUAGUCGGAGUGGAUUCACCGAUUGGGCAUUCAUGACGACUCAUAAUUGGGGAGAACAAGCUGCUGGUCUUUGGGUUCUGGAAAUUGACAAUGACGGCUGGGAUGACGCAGAGCUUGUCAAAUGGGAAUUGGUCUUGUAUGGAACGGAAAGAGAGACCGGCGACUACGGUGGAGAGCACACAUCGCCAUUGGCGGUUCGAUCCGUUAUGCUGCGAAGGCUACCGGCGCAAUUAUUGAGGACAUUAAGCUCGCAAAAUGUAGUUCCCGUUCGAUUUAAUGGCGUAAUGAAGGCAUUUUUCGAUAAUGAAGCGAAUUUUGGCAAAGUUGAGCUGCGGCCGAGGCACCGACCGGGACGAUCGUGGACGGAAGAGGAGCUUCGUCUAAAAAGCAACAGCGAUCUUCACAAGCUUUGGUAUGUUUGUCUAAUCGAGAGGAAUAUGUUGUACACAAUGAAAAAAGCGUACGUUGCCAAGGCGAGAAAUAUGCCAAAUCCAGAAAGAAUCGAUCGCGUCCAAGAGACAAUGGAUCGAAUUGAAGCUGUUGUUCAUGAAAGAAAUGACGCAGUUUUUCGAUUGGAGACUGGAGAAGGUGCGAGUCCGCGAAUCCGCAAGGUUACUUCAUUUGCCGGAUUCACAUAUGAGAAACCCGCUUCGGAGCAUUUUCAACCAGCAGAUGGAACGAAAGAAUACGAAGUGCCAUAUCUUGAUGAUGAUGCCUACAUGAUGCAGAAAUUAUGGAAUGAGAAAGAAUAUUUGAAGAAAAUCGACGCUGAAAAUGACGAAAAGCUUCGAAAUUCGCGAACAGAGGAUAUGGUCCGAUUCAAGAGGGGUGCACCAAGGACGGAAAUGUUUCAUCAACAUGGUAUGACGCUUGAUAAAACGAUGGAAGCGAACGCGAAACAGAAAACUGAGGGCGGUGAACGUCAGAAAAAGUCGAUUAGCGAUGCCGCUAAAACGAUGGCUUUAAUGUACAAACAAAAAUUGAGCGAUAGUCAUGGACCGAAUCAAGUAGCUGCCGCUCGCGAACUCUCUAGAUAUGUUAAUGGCGAUCUCAAGGAUGAAAAUCCGAAAUUUAUUGAACAUUUCCUGUCAACGUUAGACGGAAAAUCAGAUAGUGCCUUGUAUAAUGCUGUUAAAAGCAAUUCGAUUGACCAGAAAAAAUGCGGGAUCUUCUUAAUUGUGUGCCUUGCCGAUCCACAAGCUGGUGGUGUUAUGAGAUAUUCGAAUUAUCUGCUCAAAAUGCUGAAUGUGGGAGGAAUGGAUGAGGAUACUGUGAGAAUGGCGUGUCGCGCUCUCGCCUAUCUCAUUCAGACUUCGAAAUCAUAUGCAGCUGAGCUUGUCGAUCGCUCACUUGAUCAUUGUAUGGAAUGGCUUCAAGUGCCGGAUGAUCCGAAAUCGAAAGACUCGGUUCUGAUUGAUAAUCGAAGAUUGGCGGCGGCGCAUCUCUCCAGAGAGCUCGCGCUGUUCACACCAACCGCAUUUUUUCUGAGAGCUAGUCUUUUCUUCAAAUACAUUUUCAAUGCGAUUCGCGACAAGAAUGUGGUUAUUCGAAUGGCGGCGAUUGAUGCGCUCCACGCUGUUCUCACAAUCACGUCUCAGCGCGAAGCGAAGCAGAAGAUCAAGUGGUAUACGGAAUGCUUGGAAGAAGCGUUAAGAACGCAAAAGGAUCUAAUGGUUCGAGACGAAUCGUGCCGAUAUCACUCGGUGGCUCUUGUGCUCAAUGAGCUUUUCCGAUUGUCGGAUGCCAAAUAUGAGAAUGUUCGUCUUGAAUCGACAAAAGCCGAGCCAGUUGUCGUGUCGGUCGAGAAUCCAAUCGAUUGGCUUGUGCUUCCGCGAUCCAUGGAAGUCGUCGAAAGUCUCACGGCUAGACAACUCGUCAAAGAGAAAUUCAACGAGAUAACGAAAUGCGUUCGAGUGAUAAUUGAAUACGUUGCUCCCCGAGGCAAAUCAUCGCAGGGCUCACAACGAACUGGAAUGCUCGCCAAUGUGCUCAUGCAGCUCUUACCGCGAAUAUGUGCGUUUCCCGAAUGCGAGAAAUCGUUUCAUCAGCUCGCAUUUGACACCGCAUUUUACACUCUUCAAAAAAACUGUAUGGCGGCUCCUGCGCUCGGAUUGAUGAUGCUGUCGAAUCCCGAAAUACACGCGCCUCAUAUUCCCAAAGUCGUCGAUUUUGUUGCGAAUGCAAUGAAAAAAAUGCACGAAAGUGUCGCUGAUCAGUUCUUCGCUUUCCUCUUUCUUUUUGUCGAUGCUUAUGGUGACAAAGUGGAGCUUCAGAUCAAAUCAAUGCUGAGAACGUUGCUUGAGUUGCCGUUGUCGCAAGGGCUCACCAAUGUGCUCAAAAUGAUUAUGAUGAAAAUCACGAAUUUGCGUUUGAAUGUUCAAGACGGCGUCAUGGCUUCGAUAUAUUUGAAUUUGACAGGUGUGCCGGUUCCGUCGAAAAGUGAGCCGAUGAGCCGUCCGCCGGCACCGCGAGCCAUCCUUCAGAAGGCGUUAACCGAUCCCAAAGAGCUCUCGAAAAUUGUGCUUUCGAUAGAAACACUUGGCGAAUUCUAUUUCUCGAGAGGAGCUCUUCAGCGAAUCAUGCAAUACGUUGCCGAUUACUACUUGGUUGCCGAGAGCACUGAAAUCCGUUUAGCCGCUGUGAAAUGCUGCUGCGAAAUGGUGAUCCCAUUUGUGUCGGUAUACAGCAAAGUCACAAGUGACAAACGACAGCACCUUCUUACUACAAUCCAUGGGGUCAUAAGGGCUCUUGUCUCAGUCAUCGUCGUCGAUCCGCAUGUCAAGGUACGAAUGCAGGUUAUCACAUGCUUCAGGGAUAUGCAUCGAGACUUGAUGGUACAUUUGGCGCAGUCGGAUAUGCUUGAAAUGCACUUCAUGGCGUUGCACGACGAGAAGCUUGAAAUGCAGCAGGCUUGUGUCUCGCUGCUGGGACGAUUAUCGGAACUCAAUCCGGCGUUGGUGUUCCCAAGAAUGCGUAAGAUGCUUCUCGAAACACUCAGUCAGCUCACCAACAGCGGACAAGCCAAAUUGGAGCAACAUUCGGCAAAAAUGAUUGCUCAGAUUGCGACGCAGUGUCCGAAAUUCCUGCGACCCUACAUCGGCUCCGUCAUUUCGGCGUUGAUUAUCAAAUUGAGAACUGAAGCGAAGUAUGCCGAUGUCACCACCCAUAUUUUGCAUGCUAUUGGCGAAGUUUCUACCGUCGGAGGUGCUGAAAUUGUGAGAAAUAUAGAUCCUCUAUUCGCCAAAUUGACACACUUGAUUACCGAUUCGAGUCAUCUUCAAAGGAGAGAGGCGGCAUUGCGAACCAUUGGAAGAGUUUGUAGAUCAACGGCUUAUGUCGUUGAUCCUUAUCGUGACUAUCCGACACUUCUCGAUGAUCUUUUACGUCUACUCAAGACGGUUAUGUCGUCUUCAAUGAGACGAGAGGCGAUUAAAACGCUUGGAAUCUUGGGAGCUAUAGAUCCUUAUACUCACAAGGUCUUCACCGGAUCCGUUCAAUCGGCCUAUGCAAUAAGUACUGCUCUCUCGCUUCCCGUUUCACAGGGAGAUCCGUCGGAUCCCAGAAUGGAUAUAAUCCAAUGGGUCAACUAUGAGAAAUGCACGUUGGAGGAAUUCUAUCCAGCUAUUACCAUUGCGAAUUUGAUGAUGAUGAUUCAAGACGAAGCUUAUUCUGAGUAUUAUCGUGAAAUUGCUCAAGCAAUAGUCACCAUCUUCCGAUCACUCGGCGGCGCUGCGCCGCAAUACGUCGAGCAGGUGAUUCCGCGGUUGAUAGAAGUCUGCCGACAGAUGAACGCCAAGAAGAGCAACAUCGGACUCCGCGAGUUUUUCCUGCGACAGCUCAGUGUUUUUGUGGCGAUCAUAAAGAAGCACGCGACGCCUUUCAUGAAGGACAUCUUCGAAAUUAUAUCGAACGCUUGGAAUGACGACGACUCGUUGAAAAUGUGUGUGGUGGCGGUGAUGGAAGAAAUGGGAACCGCAUUGGGUCCGGAAUUCUCGGCGUACACUAGCGAAUUGAUGCCCUACUUGCUUCAUAUCCUUCAAACGGACAAGUCUAGGGACCGAGGUCUAACCGUCAAAGUUCUUGAGGUUGUGAAAGCGUUGUGCCUUUGUCUUGUUUCCCAUCUACACUUGGUUCUGCCUCCGAUUCUUAUAAUCCUCGAUGAUCAUACGAUUGAGUUGUAUGUUCGCAUGACGGCUCUUGACACGGUCCUCCACAUGGCUCAGAAUAUGGACGUUUCGGCGUAUGCUCCGAGAAUGAUGCAGUCUUGGCAUCAUUGUAUUAGUGUUCAAGAACUUCGCGAGAAGCUUCUUCUCCUUUUGAUUGAGAUCAUCAAGCAGCUCGGAAAACAUUUUGACGUGUUCCGCCGAAGUGUGGAUAUCAAAUUGCGCGAUAAUGGAUUGGAUCGAAGCGAGAAUUUCGAGGUGUAUCGCAAAUUGGCUCAGCGUGCUGAGAUGUUCCGCGACGUGCCGAACAUGUCGCUGUUCGCUGGCAACCACAGCAAUUCGCAAUCGACGCAGGUGUUGUUGCAAGGCGGAAAUGCGGCGAGCAUUGUGUUCGGCAACACCGGACUGCAAGAACGUCUCAAGCAUGGAUCGAUGGAGUCGAAUGCGAGCCGAAAUGAGAUGAAGGAUUCCGAGUUGUACGGAAUUGAAGAAGAAACGAUACCGGAACAAAGAAAACCGACGGCGGCGAGAAGUACAAAGGAAAUAAUGUCGGUUCCGAUUAGCAAACAGCGUCUGAACAAGGAAGCUCUUCAAAUGGCCUGGAAGGUUGAUCCGCAUUCGACGUCGAAGGAAGAAUGGGCGCAAUGGUUGUUGAAGCUGAGAAUCGCGUUUCUCAAGAGCGGAAGUUCACCUUCGCUUCGCGCCGCUUCAAGUCUUGGAGAUCAACAUCCGCAUCUUGCCAAGGAUUUAUUUCCAGCCGCAUUCAUGUCGGUUUGGACGGAACUUGAAGAAGUUCAUCAAAGAGAACUCGCGCAAUAUUUGAGGAAGGCAUUGGAUUCCGAACAUUCGGACGUGAUUCAGGCGAUUUUGAAUUUGGCCGAAUUUAUGGAUCACUCGGAGAAGGGACCAUUGCCAAUCGCUUACGAGGUUCUUGGCGCUUGUGCAGAAAAAACUAAAGCGUACGCAAAAGCUUGUCGGUAUAAGGAGCUUCAGAUUCUUAAAAGAUGGGAAGCGAAUGAGAAUGAGGAUCGCAAGUUGCUCGUCGAGGAUUGUCAAGCUCUUAUCACGUUUGCCAACAAGUUGAAUGUUCAAGAAGAAGCCGCCGGUGUUGUUCGAUAUGCGGAAAGAAAUCGAAUGAAUAUGAUGCGCGGAAGAUGGUAUGAAAAGCUGAACGAAUGGGAGAAAGCUCUUGAAUCUUACCGAAGUGAUCCCGAUCAGCCUGAUGAUGUCACAAUGCACGAGAUGCGAUGUUUAGAAGCUCUGGCUCAUUGGGAUGAUCUCAAUAAGAAAACUGAACCGUACACAAAGGACAAGACUUUGCCAAUGGACCAUAAAAUGGCUGUAAUUGCGGCUCGCGGAGCUUGGGCAGUUGGCAAUUAUGAGAAUAUGCAAUCAUUUGUUGAUCGAAUCUCAGAAAAUACACAAGAUGGCGCAAUGCUUCGUGCAGUGAUUUCGCUGAAAAAAGGCGAUUUCACCAGUACAGUAAAUCUCAUCGAGAAAGUGCGCGACAUGUUCGACAGCGAGCUCACCACAAUGGCUAAUGAGAGCUAUGAGCGAGCGUAUACGCCUAUGGUGUUUGUUCAGCAAAUUGCCGAACUUGAAGAAGCGAUUGAAUAUCAGACAAUUCAAGAGCGAAGGCCACGUAUUGCUCUUUUAUGGAGUCGCCGAUUGCAAGGUUGUCGGCAGAAUGUUGAGCAGUGGCAGCGAUUGCUCAUGUUAAGAUCACUCGUUCUAUCGCCAACCGAAAUGCAUCCACUUCGCGUGAAAUUCGCGUCGCUUUGCCGAAAACAAGGAAAAACGUCGAUGUCGCGCGCCGUGCUCCGAGAGCUGCUCGAUUUACCGCCGGAUGCCAAUUUACUCACCGCUUCAGCGCCGCCUGAGAAGCCGCAACUUGUCAUUGCGCUGUGCAAGCAAUUGUGGCAAGAUGAUCACAAAGAAGAAGCAUUGCGAACAUUGGAAGAUCUAUCCAAAUACAUUGAUCGAAUGUAUCGUCCGCCAAAAGAGCCACCAAAAACGAUUGAAGCGGCUCGAAUUUGUGCGAAAGUGUUCAUGAAGCUUGGCGAAUGGACAGAGGCCAAUAUUAAGAGUUUCCGUGGAAGAUCUCACACUAUCACUGAUUAUUCGAACCUUCAACAAAUGUCGCCGAGUCUCGGAAGAUCUCGAGGCGAACUUCGCGAUGGAUGUCAUCCGAUCGACUAUUAUCGAAGCGCCACCGAAUUUGAUCCGAAAUGGCACAAAGCAUGGCAUAAAUUGGCCAUUGCUUACUUCUACGCGACCGUCAAAGAUGCUCCAAGGCGAAUGAAUUUGGGUUCGACGCAAUCGCCGAAAUCACCGGCUGUCUCGCAGAAUCGGCAGAACUAUCAGACGCCGCCGCCACCGCCGGCGCCGCAAAUGAAUCCGCUCAGCAACAUCCAAACGAAUGGUGUGAAUGGAGCGAUUUCGGAUAUUCCGCCGCCGUUGGGAAGCCUCUCGCAAUUCAACAACCAAGGACCGGCUCUUAUCAGUUCGGGCAGAUCAUCGCCCGUUUUCACGCAGACGGGACAAUCGUUCGGACAUUUGUCGCCACUGACUUUGCCCGGAAACUCGAUAGUUGAAAACGCCAUCAAUGCGAUUCAUUGCUUCUUGAAAGCGCUUACAUUUGCCCCGGGAUCGCGACUCGAGGAUACAUUGCGACUUUUGCAACUUUGGUUCGAUUAUGGUGAACACGACGAAGUUUACAAGAAGCUCGCUGAUAAUGUCGUCGAUUUGCCAAUAGCCACAUGGCUCGAGGUUGUUCCUCAACUCAUGGCUCGUCUCGAUUCGUCGGAUGAAGUAAAACCGGUGCAAUUGGUUAUCAAGGUUCUUGCGGAAAUCUCGAAAGCGCAACCGCAGAGUUUGAUCUACGCUUUGACGGUGGCGUCGAGGAGCUCGGAUCGACAUCGAUUGAAGAAUGCGCAAACGAUAUUGGCAAAGAUGUACGAGCACCAUCCAAAACUUGUUGAUGAAUGUCGAAUGGUAUCGGAGGAGCUCGUGCGUUGCGCGAUUCUUUGGCACGAAAAAUGGCAUGAUGCUCUGGAUGAAGCUAGUCGCGUUUACUUCCACAGAUCUCUUCAAGACAACAAUGUGCAAGCGAUGUUCGAAACCCUGAGAAAUUUGAAUACAAUGAUGGGAUGCAGUGUGCCAAAGACGAUGAAAGAGCAAUCAUUUACCCAGACGUAUCUUGCUGAUCUAAAAGAAGCUGCUAGGUACUGUAUGGCCUUCGAGCGAAGUGGAAAUGUCAAGGAUUUGAAUCAAUCCUGGGAAAUCUAUUGCCAAGUCUUCAAACGACUUCGUGAUCAGCUCUCCAAUCUCACUUCGCUUGAUUUGAACUACGUGAGUCCCGCUUUAAUGAAGGCCAAGGAUCUGCAACUCGCUGUUCCUGGAACGUAUGAUCCAUCGAAUCCAGUCGUUGGAAUCAGCUAUUUCGCAACGAAACUCACGGUGAUUACCAGCAAACAAAGGCCGAGGAAGAUGAUAAUCCGUGGAAACAACGGGCUUGAAUAUCAGUUCUUGUUGAAAGGGCAUGAGGAUCCAAGGCAGGACGAAAGGGUCAUGCAAUUGUUUGGACUUGUCAAUACGCUCUUGGCGAACAAUGCGGACACGUGUCGAAGGAAUUUGGCGAUUCAGCGAUAUUCGAUUAUUGCGCUCAGCAAGGAUUCUGGAUUGAUAGGAUGGGUUCCGAAUUGUGAUACUCUUCACUCGCUUGUUAAGGAAUACCGUGAAAAGAAAGCCAAUAUUCCUCUUUCUGCCGAGCACAAAGUUUUGCAAAAAUUGUCGGCAGAUACCGAGCAUUUAACAUUGAUGCAAAAGCUUCAAUUGUUUGAAAACGCGCUUGCCGUAACACAUGGAGACGAUCUGCGUCAAAUUCUUUGGCUCAAGAGUCCAAGCUCGGAAGUUUGGUUCGAUCGCAGAACGAAUUACACAAGAUCAAUGGCAUGUAUGUCGAUGGUUGGAUAUAUCCUCGGACUUGGAGAUAGACAUCCUUCGAAUUUGAUGCUUGAUCGUCUUACCGGAAAAAUCGUGCACAUUGAUUUCGGAGAUUGUUUCGAAGUGGCGAUGCUUCGAGAGAAAUUCCCGGAACGAGUUCCAUUUAGAUUGACUAGAAUGCUUAUCAAUGCUAUGGAGAUUACUGGAUUAGAAGGUGUUUAUAGAUAUACCGCUGAAAGAGUUCUGAAAGUGUUGCGGACAAAUAAUGAAUCGCUUCUCGCGGUUCUUGAGGCUUUUGUUUAUGAUCCGGUUAUUAAUUGGAGACUUGUUGAAGGUAUGAAGAGGGAUCCGAAGAUGAGGAAGGACCCAUCAAGGAUGAACACGAAUCAGCUUCCAAGUAGCAGUCGAACCGAAGGCACAAUGGAUACAAUCAAGAGAAAAUUGGCUGGAACGGAAUUUGUGAAUUGUCCGUUGUCGGAGAAUCCUGAACCGAUUCCUGUUGGUGAGCAACUCGAGCGUCUCAUUGAACAGGCUACGUGUCACAUGAAUCUUUGUCAAAGUUACAUAGGCUGGUGUCCAUUCUGGUAG